CUAAAAAAAUGGAAGAAAAAAAGCCUUUAUUUAUGUUUGGUUUCAAGAGGUUACAAGGGAAGAACCGAGAGGGAAUAUGGAAGAGAUUGGGAUUGGGGAACCAUGGGCUUCGAUGGAAGACCAAGUUCAAUGUGCAUCGAUGGUUUGUUGAUCGGUUUCUCUUCAAGAUUCUUUCGGGUGUAGAAGCAGUUGUUUUGGUAUCCACACUUUGUUUCUUCUACCUUUGUUGUGGUUGCCAUAUCUGAAUUGUUAAGCAAGCACAUGUGAUCGACUUAAUUGAUUCGACACUGAUAUACUAAUAUUGAUUGAGGAAAGGAUGAACUGUAUCCAUGACAGGUUUCACGAUGCACAAGACUAAAUGAUUAUGGUUUUUGAGGAACCAGAAGUAUUACCUUCUUAUUUAUUUAUUCUUUUUGGAAAUAUACAUUUAUAGAUCGGAAAAGGAUUCAAUUUGUUUUUUUUUUCUUGCGCCUUCUUUGAUGUUACAAUGUUGAAUAUAGUAAAGAUAUUUGAUUAUUUUCUCAGUUUAGUG
Lactuca sativa (garden lettuce) is the source of this 532-nucleotide messenger RNA. RefSeq lists its product as uncharacterized. The record is from RefSeq and is a predicted model, not a curated record. Lineage: Eukaryota; Viridiplantae; Streptophyta; Magnoliopsida; Asterales; Asteraceae.